Prorocentrum cordatum is the source of this 327-nucleotide messenger RNA. The record is from the annotation of a GenBank genome assembly. Lineage: Eukaryota; Dinophyceae; Prorocentrales; Prorocentraceae.
AUGGACGACCUCGAGAAGGCGCUCCGCCACGUCUUCAGGAAGAUUGCCGUGCCCUUCUCCCCCCACAAGUCCCAGAACGUCCGCGAGGCCGAGCUGACGGACAUCCUCAACCGCUGCACGGACACCUACAGGGGCUCCAUGACCAACAUGAGCGACUCCGCAUCCUUCAACCUGCCCGGCAACCUGGUGGGCCAGACGGACUCGACUCCUUCGACAAGCACCACGAUUCCGAGCUCAGCGAGCCUUGCGGGCGCUUCGAGCAGCAGCAGAGCAGCACCACGGCGCCGUCCACGGACGGCGGCGCGGCGUCCGCGGCCCCCUCGCUGA